Molecule: messenger RNA, 1362 nt
Organism: Mollisia scopiformis
Lineage: Eukaryota; Fungi; Ascomycota; Leotiomycetes; Helotiales; Mollisiaceae
Product: putative zinc-type alcohol dehydrogenase-like protein
Exons: 3
Coding region: 1-1362 (453 amino acids)
Molecular function (GO): oxidoreductase activity; zinc ion binding
Source: RefSeq, a predicted model, not a curated record
AUGGACAACGUCAAAAUCACUCCGCCAGGUAUCACAACCACUGUUGCCAAUCAGGCACAGAAGGCCAUGGGAGACCGUCCCACCUCUACAACUAACACCCCAAACAUGCGUGAGGGAGAAAAGCAACUCACGCUUCAAUGGUUCGGAAACAAAGAUGUCCGCGUUGUUGAAGCUCCUGUACCAGCUAUCACUGAACCUACUGAUGUCAUCUGUAAAGUGACAGGGACAACAGUAUGUGGCUCAGAUCUCCAUCUUUACCACAAGGAAAUCCUUCAACUACAAGCUGGUGACAUCCUUGGUCAUGAAUGGAUGGGCAUAGUAGACGAGGUGGGUUCCGACAUCAAGAACGUCAAAAAGGGCGACCGAGUCGUUGCGUCUUUCCAGAUUGCCUGUGGUACUUGCAGUUUUUGCAAAGAGGGUUUAUCUUCGAUGUGUGACACGACAAAUUCAUCUUCUGUUCAAGAGAAGCUCUACGGCAAACCAUUCGCUGGUCUAUUUGGAUACUCUCACUUUGCGGGUGGGUUUGCUGGAGGCCAAGCCGAAUGGGUUCGCUGUCCGUUUGGAGACACCAAUCUCCUGAAAAUCCCAGACAGUGUUCCAGACGAGAAAGCACUUUACCUCUCAGACAUCAUCCCCACUUCGUACCACGCCGUGCAGUGCGCUGAAGUCACCAAAGGCAAGAGUGUAGCAAUCUGGGGCGCUGGUCCCAUUGGCUUGUACUGCGCAAAAUGGUCCAAGCUCGCAGGUGCUCGUCGAGUCAUUGUCAUCGAUCGUGUUAAGGAGCGUCUGGAUCUCGCGGAAAACAAGAUUGGCUGCGAUAUCAUCAACUUUGACGAGACGAAAGAUGUCGUCGAUGCGAUCUACAAGCUCGAACCAGAGGGAGUAGAUUGCGGUAUCGACGCAGCGGCGUUCAGAUACACCAAAGGACUUCUCCACGGCAUUCAACACGCUAUUGGACUUGAGACGGACAGCUGCGAAAUUCCCAACGAAGCUCUACGUGCAGUUCGAAAAUUUGGCACGAUUUCACUCGUCGCUGAUUAUGCCGCCAUGACCAACCAGUUCCUAAUCGGUGCUUUGAUGGAGAAGGGUAUCACUUUGCGAGGUACUGGUCAAGCUCCUGUCCAGAAGUACUGGAAGGAGCUUUUGGGGAAGAUUGAGAGCGGGGAGUUUGACCCUACUAUCAUCCUUUCGCAUCGAUUUAAGAUUGAUGAGUUCAGGGAGUUGUAUGAGGCUUUUGACAAGAAAGAGAUGGGUAUCAUGAAGACUUUCGUGCAAACGAAGUUUUCGGGACCACCGGCUCCUGGUACGCCAGCUCUGAGCAGCUUGAAAGAUGGUGAUGUCAAGCCAUCUGCUGUAGUGUAG